Molecule: messenger RNA, 767 nt
Organism: Bactrocera oleae (olive fruit fly)
Lineage: Eukaryota; Metazoa; Arthropoda; Insecta; Diptera; Tephritidae
Gene: EMC4
Product: ER membrane protein complex subunit 4
Biological process (GO): protein folding in endoplasmic reticulum
Cellular component (GO): EMC complex
Source: RefSeq, a predicted model, not a curated record
CUAUUUACCCUUUUAUACUUUUUCAUAUUGACAUUCUAUGCAAUUACAACCUUUAUUUCGUUUUUAUCAUACGAUUUUUAUAAAUAAUUAUUACACCAAAGAUAAAAUUUUGUGAAUUUGUUCAAUUAAAAUAUAUAAAAUGUCUUCAAAGCAAACAGCUAAAAAGUAUAAAUGGGCAUUAGAUUUUAGCAACAUAAAAAAUGGGGACUUGCCAUCUCCACCGGGUUACAAUCCGUCAGUACUAGUCAACCAGACUGAAGUGGUGAGAGAUCAACGACUUGUUAUUAAGAAGUCGUGGGACUUGGCGCUUGGUCCUUUGAAGCAGAUUCCGAUGAAUUUGUUCAUAAUGUACAUGUCGGGUAGUUCCAUAUCGAUAUUCCCCAUAAUGAUGGUUGGCAUGAUGCUUAUCCGACCACUUAAAGCAAUGUUUUCCACUUCAGUCACAUCUAAAAUGGCGGAAGGCGCACAGGGCAGUGGUCAGAAACUCGUAUAUUUUUUGGGAAAUAUGGCGAAUGUAGCUGUCGCAUUAUACAAAUGUCAUAGCAUGGGCUUAUUACCAACACAUGCAUCUGACUGGCUCGCAUUUGUAGAACCUCAAACACGUCUUGAGUACUAUGGCGGCGGUGUAUCGUUUAUUUAAGACAAAUACAUAAACGUCUCAAAGAUUAAAAACGACAUAUAAUAUAGUUUUAUUUUUUAUCAUUGAAUCUAAUAUAGCAUUGAAAAGAGUGGUUUGACAAUAUAACCAAGUAUGAUACACAAAGCAA